UCGAUCGCAAAAAGUGUGCUGAAGUCCGACACUGCAUCCACCGGUUGUGAAAAUGCGCGUGUAGAAUGGGGUAAGAAGAUCCCUGAGCAGGCAUUCAUCACCCUUCUCAACUGCGUUGUGCGAGAUCUGAAUCGAAACGGGAAUCGACGCGUGGCUACGUCAAGCAGGAGUGGCGUGAUAUCUGGUUCACAUCUCACACGUUUCGUCGAGCUGGUGCGCAAUACAGGUUCAUGUUUGCUGUUCCCGAGCGUCGGUGGUCACUGCGCAUGGUGA
Molecule: messenger RNA, 273 nt
Organism: Phytophthora sojae
Lineage: Eukaryota; Oomycota; Peronosporomycetes; Peronosporales; Peronosporaceae
Exons: 1
Source: RefSeq, a predicted model, not a curated record